Messenger RNA from Pichia kudriavzevii, 999 nucleotides. RefSeq lists its product as uncharacterized. Gene Ontology annotation, cellular component: mitochondrion. Gene Ontology annotation, molecular function: thiosulfate-cyanide sulfurtransferase activity. The transcript has a single exon. Gene Ontology annotation, biological process: transsulfuration. Bases 1 to 999 code for a protein of 332 amino acids. The record is from RefSeq and is a predicted model, not a curated record. Lineage: Eukaryota; Fungi; Ascomycota; Pichiomycetes; Pichiales; Pichiaceae.
AUGGUGUAUAUUUAUAGAAUGUCUUUUUUGGCAUCUAAAACUACAACCCCAUUAAUGCAAACCGCAAAGGCCACUCAGAGAAAAAUAUCUACAGUAGCACCGGCUGGACUCGAUAGAUUCAUGAAACAGCAUGAAAAUGUUAUUCCAGUUGAUGCUUCAUGGUAUAUGCCGAACGUUCCAAUGAACGCUUACACUGAAUAUAUGAAAAGUCGGAUUGAAAAUGCUGUUUUCUUUGACAUUGAAGCUGUCAAGGACAACAGUUCCAAAUAUCCGCAUAUGCUUCCAACAAAAGAAGUGUUUGAACAGGAGGUGAGAAGUCUUGGAAUCAAAAAUGAUUCGGAUAUUCUCUUCUAUGAUCAACAAGGAGUGUUCAGUCUCUGCCGUGCUGCGUGGAUGUUUGAGAUCUUUGGUCAUGACCCUACAAAGUUACACAUUCUCAACACGUACCCUGCAUAUGCGAAAAACCAUGCUGAUCCAAAUUUGGUGAUGGUGGUUCACAACCUCAAAACUAUUAUGGACAGAAACAUUGCAACCUCAAAGUCACCCCACCCGGAAUCCGAGUAUGUUGCAACAUUCGAUCCGUCCAAAGUUAUCACGUAUGAGCAACUCUUGAAACUGGUGCAAGAAGAUAAGAUCGGUACCGAAUAUACUUUGGUCGAUGCUAGAUCAACGUUGAGGUUUACAGGGGAGGCACCCGAACCUAGAAAAGGCCUGUCCUCGGGCCAUAUUAAGAAUGCAAUCAACCUUCCUUUCACUGAGCUGCUCACCCCAGAAAAGGCUCUCCUCUCUUCUAUGUCCAUAACCAAUAUUCUAAAGGAAAGAGGUAUUGACGAGAGUAAACCAAUCAUUGUCAUGUGUGGUACUGGUGUCACUGCAUGUGUAGUCAGAGCUGCCAUGCAACUUGUGGGUUUUGAUUCUAGCAAGAUCGCUGUUUAUGAUGGCUCGUGGACAGAAUGGGCAAUGCGGGCACCUGAGCCUUUGAUUGUGAAGGACGUUUAG